GUGAGUAAAAGUGUAAAGACAGUCUAGUCUAAUACGCGUAGGAACCAACCAUCCAUCCUCAAGUCCACGUAUCCGAAUUGAAAACUUGAAUACGAAUUAAACAUGAAGAAGCUGAGAUUAAUUACAUUUGAUGCAUUUGGUACAUUAUUACAAUUAGCAAAACCUGUACCGUUUGUUUAUUACGAAACAGCCCAGAAAUAUGGAAUAUCAGCAACUCUAGCAGAAAUAAAGAAGAACAGUGAUCGUGCUCUUAAAGAAUUAAGUAAAACACCGAAGAGCAGUGGAUUGAAAAGUGAUCGAAGUCCUCGUGAACGAUGGUUUGAGAUUAUUGAAAAGUCAUUUCCUUGUCCAAUUCCAAACAAAAUGGCCGAGGAUUUAUGGAAUCAUUACUCUACAAAAUCAGCGUAUCAUAUUCACCCACUCUUUGAGGGAUUUCUGAGAAGUAAUGCUCAUAAAAAAGAGUAUUCUAUUGGAAUUAUUUCAAACACGGACGACCGCAUUUACUCAGUGCUCAGAAGCUGUGGAGUUGCUGAUUUUAUUGACGUUUAUGCCUUUUCCUACGACAUUGGAUAUCAGAAACCCGAGAAAGGCAUAUUUGAAUAUGUUCGCAAUAAGACCGGUGAAUUGACUGGUGUAUGUCCAGCUUCAAAGGAAUGUCUUCACUUUGGAGAUGAUUUAAUAAAGGAUGUUGAAGCUGCUAGAAAUAUAGGAUGGCAUGCAGAGUACUGCGACAUUCAUACGAAUUUUCCCAAGGUCAUCCAAGAAUUAGAAAACUCCUUGGGAUCCCAAGAGUAACACUUUUAUGAAAUGAAGGAUCUACAUUCGUAUUUAACUAGUUAGAAUGCAAUCAAUAAUGAACUAAGUCAAUUUUCUACAUAAUUAGAACUUAAUAAGCUUUUACAUGAAAUUGUCUUUUUCAAUGGUAUGUUGCUUUGAAUCUCAUGCACGAAC
Schizosaccharomyces octosporus yFS286 is the source of this 951-nucleotide messenger RNA. Its product is annotated as hydrolase. NCBI's taxonomy places the organism in Eukaryota, Fungi, Ascomycota, Schizosaccharomycetes, Schizosaccharomycetales, Schizosaccharomycetaceae. Bases 103 to 795 code for a protein of 230 amino acids. The record is from RefSeq and is a predicted model, not a curated record. The transcript is spliced from 3 exons.